AACCUUGAUCAUGCACCCUGGUAACUUUGCGACGAUACGUUACGAUGGAAGGACGGAGGCGCCUGGAUUUUGAUGCCGGAUGAAGAACAAUGCGCCUGCCAAAUACAGGGCAUGUUAUUGUUCUCGUUAUACCCUGCGGUGAUUAUUGCUGGUCCCUGCGUAUAUAAACUCGAAUCUCGUACCAGGAACCUCCAGUCUCGCCUCUUCCACCAGUCUCUCCUGCAGUGCAGUCCACUCAUUCUUUUUUUCCUUCACUUCAAUUCAACCAGGCGUUGUUUUCUGCAAUACUGUCAUUCUAAUUGCUCCUACUUCUCUUGCACGUCAUGAUUGCUGGUGUUUCAAAAGCUGUCACUCUGUACCUCUCGCCCAUCUUGGCGUUGACGUCCCUUUUCCUGAUCAUGUUUGCGUACCUCGCCCCGACCGUGCUAUUACAUGAUCGUGUGGCAUUGCUUGUGGUAUCGCCGUCCACGACAUUAACGACGAACUCUACUUCCUCCUCAAACAUCGAUGGGCCUACAGUAUUCCUUGGAGCACUCGGCUCCUGCUCGCGCACGAGUAAUGACGGCGACGUCUCUUGUACUAUCCCUACUCUGUCUCCAGAAUACGACCUGUCCGCUCUACCAAGCGGAGCUCCCGACAUGCUGACUGCCCCGACGUCCACAACUCCAGCCUUCAUCGCAGUUUCCAUCGGCUUCUCCAUAAUUUUCUUCGUUCUCUUUACUAUGACUUCGCUUCGGGGAUCUCUUGGAGCAAAAAUGUCCGCCGCUCUCGACAAGCCAAUGAUUCAACGCACGACGGCUUGGAUUGGCUUGCUUGGGUUCAUGAUUGGGCUCACCGCUUUCCUUGUCCUUCGUAUGUGGAUGGGAAAAGCCGUCGAGGAUUUCAACAAGGACAUCACAGAAGGCAACAGCAGCGCCGAGCUCAUUGCUGAUACCAGCAACGGCUUCACCAUGAUCUGGGUGGGAUACUCGUUUCACGCUGUCCCUCUCAUCUGCGCUCUGGCGAAGCUCCAUGUCACGGCUUCCGCGGGCAAGUGAUCCCAUGAGGCAUGCCUCUGACAUCGUCACUUCACUUCUGCGGCGAAUGCUUCUCUAGGACUAAUCGGACGCUUCACGUGGACUAUUAUAGCCGCGUAUCAUCUUCUUGCAUCAUGGACCAAAAUAUAUACAUAUAUCCUCUUCUUGACUGGUUACUCCAUCUUGUAGCAUAAGUAGUGUUGUAGCUCAU
Molecule: messenger RNA, 1227 nt
Organism: Stereum hirsutum FP-91666 SS1
Lineage: Eukaryota; Fungi; Basidiomycota; Agaricomycetes; Russulales; Stereaceae
Exons: 6
Coding region: 324-1037 (237 amino acids)
Source: RefSeq, a predicted model, not a curated record